Messenger RNA from Tuber melanosporum (Perigord truffle), 90 nucleotides. RefSeq lists its product as uncharacterized. The record is from RefSeq and is a predicted model, not a curated record. The transcript is spliced from 2 exons. Bases 1 to 90 code for a protein of 29 amino acids. Lineage: Eukaryota; Fungi; Ascomycota; Pezizomycetes; Pezizales; Tuberaceae.
AUGAUGUGCCAAUUGCAACUCUGGCUUUCGCGCUUUUGUAUUCCAGUAUCAUGCGAGCAUACAGCGGCCAAUAAGAGUGAUCCUUGUUAA